CUCUUCCUUCGGCUGCCGGCGCCCGCACGUCCUGUUUUCGUUGGCCGCGCUGGGAUGGCCGCCGCAGCUGUAGCUGCUGCUAGUGCUUAGCGCUGGUGUUUGCCCGGCGCUGAGGGCAGCGCAGCCUCCUUGUUUGUCCGGUUCGCCUGUGCGUGGUACUCAAGGGCACCAGCAUUCACGCGGUCGGCAGCAUGGGUCGGGAGUCACGCCACUAUCGAAAACGAUCGGCAUCCCGGGGUCGCUCUGGAAGUCGGUCUAGAAGUCGCUCACCCUCAGACAAAAGAAGUAAACGUGGAGAUGACAGACGGUCUAGAAGUAGAGAUAGAGAUAGGAGGAGAGAGAGGUCUCGUAGCAGGGAUAAAAGAAGAUCUCGGUCACGGGACAGGAAGCGUCUGAGACGUUCCAGAAGUAGAGAGAGAGACAGAAGCCGAGAGCGAAGAAGAUCUCGAAGUAGAGACAGGAGACGCUCAAGGAGUAGAAGCCGGGGCCGGCGAUCCCGAUCCUCCAGUCCUGGAAAUAAAAGCAAGAAAACUGAGAAUAGAUCUAGGUCCAAAGAGAAAAUCGAUGGUGGGGAAAGUUCUAAAGAGAAGAAAAAAGACAAAGAUGACAAGGAGGAUGAAAAAGAAAAAGAUGCUGGCAACUUUGACCAGAAUAAGCUGGAAGAAGAAAUGAGAAAGCGAAAAGAAAGAGUAGAAAAAUGGCGAGAAGAGCAACGUAAAAAGGCUAUGGAAAACAUAGGAGAACUGAAAAAGGAAAUCGAAGAGAUGAAACAAGGGAAAAAGUGGAGUUUAGAGGACGAUGAUGAUGAUGAAGAUGAUCCUGCAGAAGCUGAAAAGGAAGGAAAUGAAAUGGAGGGUGAGGAGUUAGAUCCAUUAGAUGCUUACAUGGAAGAAGUGAAAGAGGAAGUAAAAAAAUUUAACAUGAGAAGUGUAAAAGGUGGUGGGGGAAAUGAAAAGAAGUCUGGGCCAACGGUCACAAAAGUUGUCACUGUUGUGACAACCAAAAAAGCAGUUGUGGAUUCUGAUAAGAAGAAAGGUGAGCUGAUGGAGAAUGACCAGGAUGCCAUGGAGUAUUCUUCAGAGGAGGAAGAAGUUGAUCUUCAGACAGCCCUUACAGGGUAUCAAACAAAACAGCGAAAGCUUCUGGAACCAGUUGAUCAUGGAAAAAUUGAAUAUGAGCCAUUUAGGAAAAACUUCUAUGUUGAAGUUCCAGAACUAGCAAAAAUGUCUCAAGAAGAGGUAAAUGUGUUUCGAUUGGAAAUGGAGGGCAUUACAGUUAAAGGAAAAGGUUGCCCCAAACCAAUUAAAUCCUGGGUCCAGUGUGGAAUUUCCAUGAAGAUCUUAAAUUCCCUCAAAAAGCAUGGCUAUGAAAAGCCCACACCCAUCCAAACCCAAGCUAUUCCUGCUAUAAUGUCUGGACGAGAUUUGAUUGGCAUUGCCAAAACAGGAAGUGGAAAGACCAUUGCUUUUCUGUUGCCCAUGUUUAGACACAUCAUGGAUCAGAGGUCAUUAGAGGAAGGAGAGGGGCCAAUAGCUGUCAUCAUGACUCCAACUCGAGAACUGGCUUUACAGAUUACUAAAGAGUGUAAGAAGUUUUCCAAGACUUUGGGACUUAGAGUGGUCUGUGUUUAUGGAGGAACAGGAAUCAGUGAGCAGAUUGCUGAGCUGAAAAGAGGUGCUGAAAUUAUUGUUUGCACACCUGGUCGAAUGAUUGACAUGUUAGCAGCUAACAGUGGUCGGGUCACAAAUCUUCGAAGAGUGACAUAUGUUGUUUUAGAUGAAGCAGACAGAAUGUUUGACAUGGGUUUUGAACCCCAGGUCAUGCGCAUCGUGGAUAAUGUUCGUCCUGAUCGACAGACGGUUAUGUUUUCAGCUACUUUCCCCAGAGCUAUGGAGGCUUUGGCUCGCAGGAUCCUGAGUAAACCUAUUGAAGUACAAGUUGGAGGCAGGAGUGUGGUUUGCUCAGAUGUGGAGCAACAAGUGAUUGUGAUUGAAGAAGAAAAGAAAUUCUUGAAGUUACUUGAGCUUCUAGGCCAUUAUCAAGAGUCAGGAUCUGUCAUUAUAUUUGUGGAUAAGCAGGAACAUGCUGAUGGUCUUCUUAAGGAUUUAAUGAGAGCAUCUUAUCCUUGCAUGUCUCUUCAUGGAGGCAUUGAUCAAUAUGACAGAGAUAGCAUCAUAAAUGACUUUAAGAAUGGGACCUGCAAACUUCUUGUGGCUACCUCUGUUGCUGCCCGAGGUCUAGAUGUGAAACAUCUGAUUCUUGUAGUAAAUUAUAGCUGCCCCAACCAUUAUGAGGAUUAUGUACACAGAGCAGGGCGGACUGGAAGAGCAGGAAACAAGGGUUAUGCUUAUACUUUUAUCACAGAGGAUCAAGCUCGCUAUGCUGGUGACAUAAUUAAAGCUCUUGAGUUGUCAGGGACUGCAGUACCUCCUGACUUAGAGAAACUGUGGAGUGAUUUCAAAGAUCAACAGAAAGCUGAGGGGAAAAUAAUUAAAAAGAGUAGUGGGUUCUCUGGUAAGGGAUUCAAGUUUGAUGAAACAGAACAAGCUUUGGCUAAUGAGAGGAAGAAGUUACAAAAAGCAGCUCUAGGUCUGCAAGAUUCAGAUGAUGAGGAUGCUGCAGUUGAUAUUGAUGAGCAAAUUGAAAGCAUGUUUAAUUCAAAGAAGAGAGUAAAGGAUAUGGCUGCUCCUGGAACAUCAAGUGUUCCUGCUCCAACUGCAGGAAAUGCUGAGAAAUUAGAAAUUGCUAAGAGAUUGGCUCUUAGAAUCAAUGCCCAGAAGAAUUUGGGCAUCGAGUCUCAGGAUGUGAUGCAGCAGGCCACCAAUGCAAUUCUUAGAGGUGGCACCAUUCUGGCUCCCACUGUUUCUGCAAAAACCAUUGCAGAACAACUUGCUGAAAAGAUCAAUGCCAAGCUCAAUUAUGUGCCUUUAGAGAAACAAGAAGAAGAGAGACAGGAUGGUGGACAGAAUGAAUCUUUUAAGAGAUACGAAGAAGAAUUAGAGAUCAAUGACUUCCCACAGACUGCUAGAUGGAAAGUUACCUCUAAGGAAGCUCUGCAGAGAAUCAGUGAAUAUUCUGAAGCCGCAAUUACAAUCAGAGGAACCUACUUCCCUCCUGGCAAAGAACCCAAGGAAGGCGAGCGGAAGAUUUACUUGGCAAUUGAAAGUGCCAAUGAACUGGCUGUGCAGAAAGCAAAGGCAGAAAUCACCAGGCUCAUAAAAGAAGAGCUGAUCCGGCUGCAAAAUUCAUACCAACCAACAAAUAAAGGAAGAUACAAAGUCUUAUAGACAUCUGGAAAAAAGAUUUUUACCUGUGCUGGUCUAUGAUAUAUGUGACAGUUGCUGUCUGCAGUUUACAAUGUAUUGUAAAUUAAGAUUUUUAAAAUUCUAUCUUGCUGAUUUUUUUUAAAUAUAAGAAACUGGUACUUGGUAAAGAAAUCUGUCCGUAAGUACCCCCACAAUCAGUCAAAUUAUAUUUAAAGCCGGCCUGUUUUCAGAGUAUGAUGUCCUUUAAUGUAAACUUAAAUAUCAAUAUUUUAAAUGUCCGGAUAAUAUUCUAGAGGUUUAAAAAAUGGAAAUAUUUGAACUUUCUAUUGAAGACAAUAAAGUGCACAAGUUGUUAAGGGGCUAUUCACUUUAUCCUGUACUUUCAAUGAAAUUGUGAUCAUUUCCUAAGAAAAAGUAAAAUUCACCAUCAUAUUUUGUGUCCCCAUCUUGAGCUUAAAUGUUACAUGACUCUGUGGAACAAUAUGAACUGGAUUUAAGAAUGUUAUAAUAGAAGUCUUACAAAAUGG
This is a messenger RNA of Symphalangus syndactylus (siamang), 3793 nucleotides long. It is a transcript of the gene DDX46, whose product is annotated as DEAD-box helicase 46. NCBI's taxonomy places the organism in Eukaryota, Metazoa, Chordata, Mammalia, Primates, Hylobatidae. Gene Ontology annotation, molecular function: nucleic acid binding; RNA helicase activity; ATP binding. The record is from RefSeq and is a predicted model, not a curated record.